AUGAAGCGGCUGACCCCGCAGAUGGCUGCGGCCUAUACCCCCAAGGAUGUGGAGAGUGAAUGGUAUGAGUGGUGGGAAAAGUCUGGCUUCUUCCGCCCUGCAUCGGAUUUGGGCCGCAAGCAUAAUGGCAACACGUUUGUCAUUGUAUCCCCUCCUCCCAACGUCACUGGAUAUUUGCAUCUUGGCCACUCCUUGACAGGUGCUGUGCAAGAUACACUUAUUCGAUUCCAUCGCAUGAAGGGCGACAACACUCUUUAUGUUCCUGGCACAGACCACGCCGGUAUUGCCACACAAGUGGUUGUGGAGAAACGUCUCUUGCGAGAAUCCGGUAAGACGCGUCAUGAUCUUGGUCGGGAAGAGUUUUUGAAGCGUGUGUGGGAUUUCAAAGAAAACCAUGCACACGUGAUUACCCGUCAACUUCGACAAAUUGGUCUCAGUUUGGAUUGGACACGAGAGCGCUUUACGAUGGAUGACCAUUGCGCAGGUGCGGUGCUGGAGGCGUUUGUGAAGAUGCAUGAGGAUGGUCUGGUGCACCGCUCCACUCGUCUUGUGAAUUGGUGUUGUGCACUGCAAAGCGCCAUCUCCGACUUGGAGGUGGAAUUUGCCGAUGUGCCAAAAAAUGCAAAAAUUGCCAUCCCAGGAUACGACAAGAAGGUCGAUAUGGGUGUUUUGACGCACGUUGCCUACAGGUUUGAGGAUAGCGAUGAUGAGAUUGUUAUCGCCACAACUCGACCGGAGACUAUUCUGGGUGACACGGCGGUGGCAGUCCACCCGGAUGAUGAACGGUAUAAGAAAUAUCAUGGCAAACGCCUGAAGUGCCCUUUCCGUGAUGAGACCAUUCCUUUGAUUCUCGACCCUGUAUUGGUUGACGUGAGUUUUGGCACAGGUGCCGUAAAAAUUACUCCCUCCCACGAUCCAAAUGACUUUGAGGCGGGGGUACGUCACAACUUGCCACAGUUGACAAUGAUGGAUCUCAAUGGACGGAUUACCAUUGAUGGCCCUUUUAAAGGAAUGCAUCGUUUUGAUUGCCGACGUGAAAUUGUGAAGGAACUGGAGAAGAUGGGGCUUCUGCGUGAUGUGGUCCCGUACGAGUACCGUGUUGGUCGCUGUAGUCGUACAGGUGACAUUGUGGAGCCACUUUUGAUGCCACAAUGGUUUGUUGACUGCAGCGAAAUGGCCCGUAAAUCUGUGGAGGCGGUACGUAAUAAAGAGCUGCGUCUUUACCCUUCUUCGCACGAAG
Messenger RNA from Trypanosoma cruzi, 1240 nucleotides. RefSeq names its product valyl-tRNA synthetase, putative. NCBI's taxonomy places the organism in Eukaryota, Euglenozoa, Kinetoplastea, Trypanosomatida, Trypanosomatidae. The transcript has a single exon. The record is from RefSeq and is a predicted model, not a curated record. The annotation marks the transcript as partial. Gene Ontology annotation, cellular component: cytosol. Gene Ontology annotation, biological process: valyl-tRNA aminoacylation. Gene Ontology annotation, molecular function: ATP binding; aminoacyl-tRNA deacylase activity; valine-tRNA ligase activity.